UGGAUGAGUGUGAGUUGGGAUGGGACGGAUGGGGAAUAUGCGUGUGCGGUGCAGACAAGACGCAUUAGGCAGGAAAAGGCAGGCUGGACCAAGGAAGCAAGUAACAGGUAGUACAUACAAUGCAGGGCUGGACCACGAGGAUCAAGAGAAACGAGGGAGAACGCGUAUCGAUGGGAUGGCGACGAUGGACGACAAUGACGAUGAAAGAAGCCGGAGAAUCCAAGCAAGACCAAGCAAGGCAAGGAGAGAAGCAGUUGCAGAAGCAGAAGCAGAGUGGGAGGGAGAGCGAGAGAGAGAGAGAGAGAGAGAGAGAGAGAGAGAGAGAGAGAGGGAGAUGCUUACCGAUUCUGCGUCGCCAUUUCUCUCUCACACACACACACACACUGGACAAACAAACACUUCCUCGGUCUCUCUCUUCUUUCUUCCGUCCGGGACGGGGCAGGGAAAAGGGUAGAGGGAUUACAGUUUUAAUAAGAGGCGAGUGUUUCUGUGGCUGUCCUCGGAUGCGAGCCCCCGGGCAAUGGCUUAAGGUAUGGAACACGCGAUGUUUCGUAGAUUUGGGCGGCACUCUGUACGGAGUACUCGUGCGGCGUGCCUCCUGGCUGUGUGAGCCUGUGAGUGUGAGGUGCUCCGCUCCUCUGCUUGAGGUUGCUUGUCUCUGCUGCCGCCGCAGUGGGCUGUCGACUGUCGAUUGUGGAUAACGGGUUCAAGGUUGCAGGCCAAGGCUCCUCCUGGUUGGGCUGGCUUUGCGUUUGGGUUUGGCUGCUGGUUCGGACGUCCAGCAAGCAACCUGGGUUGUUACCGGGUAUCUCUUGGAAUGAAAGGAAGCAACAGGGGCAUGUAACUGAGUAGACUCUCACUCGGGAAGUAAGGUACUCUGUGGAGUAUCCGCAGGUAGUCGCAGUGGUACCGUACCAGGUAUCCUAUCCGCCCGUGCCCCCUGGCAGAAGAAAAGCUGUCGGGCUUCCAGAAGUUUUGCAAAAGAGUU
Molecule: messenger RNA, 988 nt
Organism: Colletotrichum phormii
Lineage: Eukaryota; Fungi; Ascomycota; Sordariomycetes; Glomerellales; Glomerellaceae
Exons: 1
Coding region: 120-701 (193 amino acids)
Source: RefSeq, a predicted model, not a curated record